Molecule: messenger RNA, 453 nt
Organism: Knipowitschia caucasica
Lineage: Eukaryota; Metazoa; Chordata; Actinopteri; Gobiiformes; Gobiidae
Source: the annotation of a GenBank genome assembly
AUGCAGCGUGGGCCGCCGCGCAGCCACAUCAUCAUUAUCAUCAACGACCUGAGCAUGUUGGACAGAAUCCUAGAGCCCAUCCCGUUCAACUCAGAAAGGUCUUAUCCCUGUGUGUCUGUGUCCAGGCCUUAUCCCUGUCUUAUCCCUGUGAGUCUGUGUCCAGGUCUUACCCCUGUGUGUCUGUGUCCAGGCCUCAUCCCUGUGAGUCUGUGUCCAGGUCUUAUCCCUGUGAGUCUGUGUCCAGGCCUUAUCCCUGUCUUAACCCUGGGAGUCUGUGUCCAGGCCUUGUGUCUGUGUCCAGGCCUUAUCCCUGUGCGUCUGUGUCCAGGUCUUGUGUCUGUGUCCAGGCCUUAUCCCUCUCUGGUCCUCACUCUGUCUGUGGAGCAGAGCAGCCUCCUGCAGCUGCACCUUCUCACAGAUAAACGCGUUAUCUGCAGAGAGGAGCUGGGAUAG